This is a messenger RNA of Taeniopygia guttata (zebra finch), 2792 nucleotides long. It is a transcript of the gene FGF5, whose product is annotated as fibroblast growth factor 5. Gene Ontology annotation, molecular function: growth factor activity. Lineage: Eukaryota; Metazoa; Chordata; Aves; Passeriformes; Estrildidae. The record is from RefSeq and is a predicted model, not a curated record.
UUUGAGCUUUGGUGGAGGUGAGGUUUCCCCAGUGGCUUUGAGGACCUGGAGCGGCUCUAGGAGCUGAGGAAAGCAUAAUCCACACGGAGUCACGCCGGGGGGAUGGAUGGCCUGUCGCUGAGGGCUCUCCUCCUGCACGGCUGUGCUGUGGGGUCGCCGUCUUUGUGUUUUGGGACAAGCACGGCCGCUGAUGCUGGGGGUCACCCUGAUGGUGGCGGGAGGCUGGGGGCCGUGUACCCCCUGCCCGGGAAACGAGGAGGAUGUCGUGGACUGAGAAGGGCACUGCCACUUCCCUGCAGGCCGUGAGAUGCCAUUGGGGGGUCUUGAUGGAGACACCCCCGUUAUCCCCAAGGGCUGAGUGUGGCUCCGUGACUGAGGGGGAGCAGCUUUGCGGUUCGAGCCCCCUGCCCGAGGCUGGGCUGGGCGUGCAGCUGCCGUGUCACCCCCCGAACCCCAGGCGGGGGGCUGCAACCCGAGCCUGUCCCCAGGGUCCUGCAGCCCCGGCGAGGAGGACAAGUUAAUUUUCAGAUAGAUGCACCCCGAGCCCCGCAUCUGCCGCGGGCACGGUGGUGGGGAGGGUUGGUGGGCAUGGGGCCGGGCACAGGUGCGGGGCCGCCGCCCGGUUAUAAAUAGCGGGGAGGGGCGGCCCGGCUCCCCCCGUGCUCGGUCCCCCCCUCCAGGGCUCGGAGCGGAGCGGGAUGCGGCGCCCUCCCUCCCUCCUCCCGCCCGCCGGCAGCAUGAGCCCGUCCUUCCUCCUCCUCCUCCUCCUCCUCGCCCUGCCCGCCCGCGCCCGGCGAGAGCAGGUGCCCGGCGGGGCGCAGCGGGGCCGCAACGCCCCCGCGUCUUCCUCCUCCUCCUCCUCCUCCUCUUCCUCCUCCCCGGCGGCGGCGGCGGGGCCGAGCCGCUUCCCGCGGAGCCGCCCGGAUCGGCGGCGGGGCCGGCUGUACUGCCGGGUGGGCAUCGGCUUCCACCUCCAGCUGCACCCCGACGGCCGCGUGGACGGCGCCCACGACGCGAGUCCGCUCAGUAUUUUGGAAAUAUUUGCUGUGUCUCAGGGGAUUGUAGGAAUACGAGGAGUUUUCAGCAACAAAUUUUUAGCGAUGUCAAAAAAAGGAAAACUCCAUGCAAGUGCCCGCUUCACGGUGGACUGCCAUUUCCGUGAGCGCUUCCAGGAGAACAGCUACAACACCUACGCCUCGGCCGUGCACCGCAGCCCCCGCUCGGGCCGCCAGUGGUACGUGGCCCUCAACAAGCGGGGCAAAGCCAAGCGUGGCUGCAGCCCCCGCGCCCGGCCCCAGCACGUCUCCACGCACUUCUUGCCCCGCUUCUGGCAGCCGCAGCCCCCCGAGCUCGCCUUCACCGUCGCCCUCCCCGAGAAGAAGCCGCCCAAGCCCAAGGCAGCCCCAUCCCCACCUCGGAAGAACGUCGGUCCUGUCAAGUACCGGCUGAAGUUCCGCUUUGGCUAGCGGCGCGGUGGGGAUGCUGCGGUGGGCAGCUCUGGGGCUGACCCCGUGGGACACCCGUGUUUCCCUCGGCAGACGGACACAGGCGAGCCCCUGGGUGGCCGUGACGGGCUCGAGGUCUUCUCUUCCCCGGGGCGGGCGGCUAGGGCUUGCCAAAGAGAAUUGCCUGGAUGGACCUCGGGUUAGCGUUCUGUUGUUGGAAGAAGUAGAAAGGUACCUCUCCAGCGAACGUAUUUUCUCACCUAAUUUUCACUAGUGACUCCUUUGACAAUCAUUUUCACGCGAGAGAGAUGUUCGGAGCCAAGCGGUUUUGUUUGUUUUUCUUGCAUCUCUUUCUUGCUGCACUUUUUCUUCCGACCAUACCUCAGGCACCAUAUAUCCAGGUCUGUCCCUCUCCCUUCUCUCGGAAGCCAGCUCUUCCCUUCCCCAAAUUAAACCCAGAGACCAAGCCCUGCAAACUCUGUCGCCUUAUCUGUGGUGCAAGGUGGUCUUCCAACCCUUUGUUGGCAAUAAUAGAUUUGUGCAUAUAUUUUGUCAGAGUGGCAGGCUGGCCGAGGGUGGCUGCUUGCAGCCUGCUCCUGGAGGUCUCUCCCGUUCUUCCCUGGACAGCUGGAGGAGCGAGUCUCUUCCUCUCCAUCCAAGUACGGAUUCGAUGCCUGCUCUAAAAUACCUCUGCCCCGGUGCCGGGGCAUUCCCGCUCCCUGGAGGAGUCCCCCCGCAGGUAUCCCCACAGGAUAGGGAUGCCUGUGGCCCCCGGGUGUGCCCACCAGUUUUGUCCAACAGUUUUUGCUGCUGAUUUAUUUUAUCACUCUCAAUACAUUUGCAGAGGCAGGGAGCAAGGUUUUUUGUUGUUGGUUUGUUUUUUUUUUGUUUUUUUUACAGUGUGCAGGGCGAUGUGGCAAUAAUUGCUGUUACAGCUGCUUGUCCCUUGGGGAGUGUUUCUCCCACCCAGGUUGCCUGGUGUGGAAUUUUUUCUCCGUUGUGGUGUGCUCUGUGGAGUAGCUGUGCACAUGGAGUUUGUAGUGGGUGUUUAGCACUGUUGCUGUAUGUACAGGCACUGGUAGCAUUGAACCUCACCGGUGAAGCCUUAAUAGGAGCCCAGGUGGGCUCAGGUUGGCAGAGCCCCUCAGGACCUGAGCCCUGCCAGCGUCUGCCAGCAAUAAUUAACUUCCUCUCCACGUUGGAUUGUGGUACCAAUGGCUGUUUCCAUUGGGAUCGUGGUUCUUUGCCUUUGUCAUCCUUCUGGGCAGCCCCUGGCUGGACGUGCGUGCUCCACGUACGAGGAUGGAUGGGGACGCUGGAAUAAAACAGUCGUGUUUCAGUUUAUAA